Messenger RNA from Magnolia sinica, 2683 nucleotides. RefSeq lists its product as uncharacterized. The transcript has 4 exons. NCBI's taxonomy places the organism in Eukaryota, Viridiplantae, Streptophyta, Magnoliopsida, Magnoliales, Magnoliaceae. Gene Ontology annotation, molecular function: sphingomyelin phosphodiesterase D activity. Bases 236 to 2668 code for a protein of 810 amino acids. The record is from RefSeq and is a predicted model, not a curated record.
UAUCUCUGUGGGCCCACCAAAGCAUUUCGUUGCCCGGGCUGUCGACAACAACGGUGGCAGGAAAUUCCCGUCCCUUCUGGGAUCCUCUCCCACCAUCACCGCAUAAAAGGCGCCAUCUGCUACCCUCUUCGUUUGAACUUCAAAAUCACCCCCUCAUUUCCUGCAUUCUCCUCCCGAACCCUAACUUUCUCUACUUUCGGAAACCCUAGCUCUCUUUAUCUCUCAUCCAUCCACAAUGGUGUCUCCUUCGUACGCCAUGGAUUCUCAGAUCAAAGCUCAGGAUCUUGCCUCCACCAUCCUCUCAUCCUCAUCCCCGCCUCAGAUCUCCACGGCUUGCUCCGCCAUCGAAUCCUUCCUGCAAAAGCACGUCCCCGAUCAGACUCGAUCCUUCUUUGCCAUCACUUUCCCCGCCCUUAUCUGCAAGAUAUUCGGCUUCGACGACUCCUCCAGCUCGUCGCAGAAACCGCUCUCAUCCGGCGGUUGGAUCGAUCAGAUUCACGCGUCCAACGAUGCUGGGCUGGCAGGUAAGGUAUUCGACCUCCUCUCCCCGUCAGGAAUCCUGCUUUCUUCAAUCUUCGCCGUUGAUCGUCACUCACUCGUGAAAUACGUUUUCCCGGUCGAGAGGUUGCCGGAGUGGGCCCGGGUUGUGCUCCAGAGUGAGAGGGAUCCCUCCAUUUUGUCAGACUUGUGCCCGCUGUUCAAAGGCCGAGUUAAGGAGGAUCCAAUCAGUGGGUCUUUCCAGGUCCAUUUGAAUGUCUUUGAAUACUAUAUGUUUUGGUUUGCUUAUUAUCCUGUUUGCAAAGGAAAUUGUGAUGGUUCAGGUCCUGUCGUUGUUAGGAAAAAUCGACGGUUCAGAUUGGAGAACUGGACUUCAUCUUUGCCGGUUUUGGCUAGUGCGGCCCGUCUAUCAGGGCAGAAACCGGAGUGUAACUUGUACACACGGCUUCUUUAUGCUUAUCUGCGUUCUUUUGUGCCGAAUUUUUGUUUGAUUGCUUAUCAGCCAUACCGCAGUUCGCUUCUCCAUUAUUCAUCGGCAAGUGACAAUUCAGUUAGGUUGCAAGCGGAAUUCCUGGUUUAUACAUUAAUACACUUUUGGUUGGUUGAUAAUGACUUCUUGGCACUGCGUUUGAAUUUUUGCCGUUCGUUCAAUAUGUCUUUCCCAUUCAGAGCGGUUUUGGGUGAGACUCCUCCCACAGCCGGUUUGGGAGAAGUUGUGAAGUUGCUGGUGAAGUAUUUGAAUACUAGUGUGGUUGUUAGUAAAGAAGGUGCAGAUCUCAUGGAGUACAAUAGGACACAGAAGUGGAGGGUGAUGGGCUCAGCUGAUUCUGUAAAGUCAAGGACCACUGGACCGCUGCUUUCUUAUGGGAAUUCUUUUGGUUCUUGGAAUGUUUUGAUGCAAAGGCCAUUGUACAGGUUUAUAUUGAGGACAUUUCUGUUUUGCCCAAUCGGUACUUCUAUAAAGAAUGCUUCUCAGGUUUUCUCCGUGUGGGUUACUUACUUGGAGCCUUGGAAGAUUGGUCUGGAAGAGUUUGCUGAGCUUGAUGCACUGGAAUGUAGAUCAAGUGACAUUUCAAGGAAUGAGAAUGGCCAGUCUCCAGUGAAAACGAACCCCACUAAUCAAGGGUAUCAAUCAGAGGGUCUGUUCUGGCAGGGUUAUGUCGAGUCCAAUUAUCUGUUCUACAGCUCCUUGCUUGUGCACUUCCUUGGAUUUGCGCAUAAGUUUCUUCAUGCCAAUGCAGAGACAAUAAUUGAGAUGGUGCUGAAGGUGUUAAGCAUUUUAACAUCAUCCAAAGAACUGAUGGAACAUCUAAAGAAAAUUGAUGCUUCAUAUCAUUCAAAAUCCAGUGGAUCUUCCUCAGCUAUGUUUGACAGUUCAUACAAAUGUGUUCCAUCCAUUCGAGAGCAAUUAGAGGAUUGGGAGGAUGGCUUAUGUGAGAGUGAUGUUGAUGGAUCCUUCUUACAUGAGAACUGGAACAAGGAUUUACGACUUUUCGGUGAGGGAGAAGACGGAGGAAAGCAAUUGCUUCAGCUGCUGAUUUUGCGGGCUGAACAUGAGAUCCAAGCCAUUUCUGGCGAUAAUCUGGGAAAGAACCUCCGGACUCUGGAUUCUGUAAAGGCCGGGAUGGGCAGCCUGUUUGGUGACAUGGCUGGAAAGCCUGCUUUGGUCGUGCCAGAGCUGAUGCACAGUCGCGAUGAGGUGUUCACACCCAAGCACCCAGGAGUCGGCAAACGCACUUGGGCUGACGUCCAAUACAAAGGAGACUGGAUGAGGCGGCCCAUCUCUGACGGAGAGGUGGCGUGGCUGGCGAGGCUGCUCAUCAGGUUGUCAAUUUGGCUGAAUGAGACUCUUGGGUUAGACCGGGCAGAAAGUGUCCCUGUGGGUCUGGUCUGUGAUUAUGCCGAUGUGCCUGGUGACAACGCGGGCCAUGUGGGUGGAUUGAAAGAGGCUCUAUGGACGGUGUUAUCUUCAGUUGGGUUGUGGCUUGUGUUCUUGGGUCAUGCAGCGGUGAGGUUCAUGAGGGAGCGUGGGCUGAGGAUAAACUUGAGGGUGUUGGCAUCCAAGAAAUUUGUGAUGAUUUUGAUUUUAUACGCUGUUUUCAGUGUAUUGAAGAAAGCUUGUGGGCUGUAUUUGUAUCCGUCGUCCCUUUGGGCCUCUUUGGUACGAUAGAAUUAUCAUCUGCUA